Molecule: messenger RNA, 621 nt
Organism: Sclerotinia borealis F-4128
Lineage: Eukaryota; Fungi; Ascomycota; Leotiomycetes; Helotiales; Sclerotiniaceae
Source: the annotation of a GenBank genome assembly
AUGCAUUUCCCAAGCGCACUCACACUCCUCUCAUUCUUCGCUACCACCACACUCGCUGAUCUGGGAUCAAUCAUUGCUGAUGGAACAUCCCUCGCCGGAGAAGCAUCCGGCGCCGUAAACACCAUCACAUCCGACUACGCUCAAGCCCACGCAACCCAAAACGCACUUUCCACAGCCCUAUCCUCUCUAUCCUCCAUCACAUCCGUCGCCGCCACAGCCACCGGCUCUCCACAAUCCUCACUCAUAUCUGAAGCAUCCUCGCUCUCCCAAGCCGCCUCUUCCAUCUCCAAAUCGCUCUCCAAGUCCAUCAUUCAAGCCUCCGCAUCUAGCGCUUCCUCCCAGAGUUCCCAAUCGAAAGCGGCGACAUCGGCUCAGGCCCAAGCUACUAGCCUGAGCGCGGAAAUUAGCAGUUUGGAAAGCGUGGCCAGUACGGCGACGGGAAAGGCUCAAAGUGAGGCGUUGGAGAGUGCUAGUAGCUUGAGCUCGAAAUUCACAAGCGUGGCUAGUGUUGCUGGUGUGGCGGCUAGUGCUACGGCGGCGGCGGCUAAGGGAGAUGCUUCUGAGAACUUUGUCCCGGUUUGGGGUGCUAUGAUUGUGGGGGCUGUGGGAUUGUUGAUUUAG